Messenger RNA from Symbiodinium necroappetens, 450 nucleotides. Lineage: Eukaryota; Dinophyceae; Suessiales; Symbiodiniaceae. The record is from the annotation of a GenBank genome assembly.
AUGUCAGAUGGUGAAUGGCAGUAUGCGGCAGUGUCGGACAAUGGUCCUACGCUGGAGCCUUAUUUCAACGAGACGUGGGCGGUCUCUCCAUCCCUCCUGCCCCGUGAGAAGCAGCUGGCGCUGCGAGAGCUGGCGGUGAGCAGCGUUAAGGCGCUUGGGUUUCAGGAUAGCAUCUUCCAUGUGGAGCUGAAGUACACCAGCCAACACGGAGCUCAACUCAUCGAGGUGAAUGCCCGAAUGGGUGGUGGACCGGUAUAUUCCACAAAUCUGAAAACCUGGGGCGUGGAUCUCGUGGAAGAAACAUUGUUCUGCGCGGCUGGAAUUCCAUCGCGUCCAGUGGCAACGAGGACGUGCAGCCUAGCAAUAAGCUUUCUCUUGACUAGAUGGUUCUCAUGGCAGUGCUUCCUUUUAGCAGUUAACCUCUACCUGAGAACAGCAAAUUGCAGUUGA